Molecule: messenger RNA, 855 nt
Organism: Paraphaeosphaeria sporulosa
Lineage: Eukaryota; Fungi; Ascomycota; Dothideomycetes; Pleosporales; Didymosphaeriaceae
Product: ubiquitin-domain-containing protein
Exons: 3
Coding region: 164-811 (215 amino acids)
Biological process (GO): modification-dependent protein catabolic process; protein ubiquitination; translation
Cellular component (GO): nucleus; cytoplasm; ribosome
Molecular function (GO): structural constituent of ribosome; protein tag activity; ubiquitin protein ligase binding
Source: RefSeq, a predicted model, not a curated record
CGCAGUCGAGAUCCCAUGUUUGUGUUGGGUGUCCGAGGAAGUCGUAGCACGUGACUAGCGCUAGCGCCCGCCUUCGCUAAGCGAGCCGCCGCACUGAAGCUCGCUCAAAUCGCUUCUUUGCUACAACCCGUGAACUUCAUCAAGAUCCAGCAGCACCGACACCAUGCAGAUCUUCGUGAAGACCCUGACGGGCAAGACCAUCACCCUCGAGGUGGAGUCUUCUGACACCAUCGACAAUGUCAAGUCCAAGAUCCAGGACAAGGAAGGCAUCCCGCCGGACCAGCAGCGCCUGAUCUUCGCCGGCAAGCAGCUCGAGGACGGCCGCACCCUCUCCGACUACAACAUCCAGAAGGAGUCGACCCUGCACUUGGUCCUUCGUCUGCGCGGCGGCAUCAUCGAGCCCUCGCUCAAGGCCCUCGCCUCCAAGUAUAACUGCGACAAGAUGUGCGUUUGCCUCUGCCGCUCCCGCUGUCCAUGGGAUGGCUUGCUGACACACGCGAAACAGGAUCUGCCGCAAGUGCUACGCCCGCCUCCCCCCGCGCGCCGUCAACUGCCGCAAGAAGAAAUGCGGCCACACCAACCAGCUCCGGCCCAAGAAGAAGCUCAAAUGAGCGGCUCACCCCCUGGCGUACCGGCGAUGGAUGGGAACGGGUCACGGGAAACGAGUGCGACGAUUGCUAUGCUAUACGGAAAGCCUGCCAGCGGAGGCGUGGAGCCGUGGCACUGGUGCAUGCAUGCAUGGAUGGCGGCGUCCGUACCUUUUUACGAUCGAGGGUCUGGCGCAGCGAUAAGAGGAUCGCUAUUCAUGUAGAUUGAAUCGAUACCUCGGCAAUUCAUGGCUUUUUUCUCUUCCCU